GAGCGCAGGAUAAAGUAGCUUGCAUAGGCGCAUGUGAGCCAGCAUUGACGACAGGCUCUCGCUGAGAAUCAGCCUUAUAUACCAGGGCUAAAAUUAGGGGCGAGUAUUGCUCUACCUCCAUCCUGAACGUGUUUCCUGCGCUUACUACAAUUGGUCCAGCUUUGCAGUGAGGAUAUUUAAAAGGUAGGCUCUCCUACCAAUCCAAAUUUACUUAUGCGUUUGAAUUCCUCUAGUGAAGUAACAUAUCUCUCGGAUCCACUUUAAGUAUUUCUCCACGGAACUGUAUUUGACGCGCAGAUAACAUCUGGCAACUCAAACAUAACUAUAGAGAAAUUUUCAUUUCUCUUACCACUGCAUCCUACCUUUGGAUAUGGCUCUCGCCGCAACUAUUUUGCCAUCAAUCUCAACUUUUACUCCGCAAAGAGAAAAAUUUUGGGAAAAUAGGUGGAAGGGUGAAAUUGACAGGUCCAUGCAUUCCAGUUGCUCCGUGCUCGACAGCACACACAAAAUGGACAGCCUAGGAAGACCGGAGGACGAGGAUCUUGACAAGUAUCUAGACUUGGAUUUUAUCCUGGCGAACAGCACCGGCUCUGCCAACGCAGCCACUCCAGUACCCGCCGUUACGGGCGACUACAGACUGUCAGAAUCCAGCAGCCUCUACAGCGAGGGGAUGGCACCUGGCUCGUACUCCAUGCCCGAGAUGCACACACCUCCUCCGCCGUACAGCACCACCAGUCUCAUGGCGGAACUUCUCAGGUCCGAGGUGGAUAACAACUAUUGCCAAGCUCUCCCUGGCAACAGCAUCCAGGGGAGAUUUCUCGUACGACCAUCCUUCUCGAGUCAGGAAUUUGGACUUUUGGACAAUGUCAAGCAAGAGCCCAUGGACAGUAGUUACGGGCCAGUUAUGGGGAUGGUACCUAAAAUCAAACAAGAGGCGAACGUGUCCUGCAUGAUGUCCUAUGGAGAGCAACCGAGGGUUGCCCACUCUCCGCAGUCCACCGGGAACAUGACCCCGCCACUGAGUCCUAACGACCUCUUGCACUCGGACUGCCAGCCUCAACUGUGCCACACCAUGUCAUUUCCCCAGGGCUACCCUGCCGCGACAGGUUUCCCCCACUCGAGCGCGCGCCCUCACCAUCCGCCCGCGCCUCACCAGCUCCAAAUGCCGUACCCAAGUGCGCACCAUUACAGCAUGUGCGAAGACGGACUCGGCGCAACCAUGAACAGUCAGAGAGUUUUGCUUACGCCCCCGUCGUCUCCGCUCGACAUCAUGGAUGCCAAACCCAAGAGAGGACGACGCACCUGGCCGAGGAAACGCACCGCAACUCACGUCUGCACCUAUGAGGGCUGCGGCAAGACGUACACCAAGAGCUCGCACUUGAAAGCGCACCAAAGAACGCACACAGGUGAGAAGCCAUACCACUGCAGCUGGGAGGGUUGUGGCUGGAAGUUUGCCAGGUCCGAUGAGCUGACGCGCCACUUCCGUAAACACACCGGACACCGUCCCUUCCAGUGCCACCUGUGCGAGCGCGCCUUCUCCAGGUCGGAUCACCUGGCACUGCAUAUGAAGAGGCAUAUGUGAGAGGCACCAUGGAAACCACCCAAAGAACUCUUUACACUGAUGCAAGCACACAAGCACGUGUGCUUUUGAUAUUUGCAUUAUUGUUUUGUUUUUGUUUUUUUCAUUUCAUCAUAUUUAAGGAUUUCUAGGGAUAAACAGAGUGUUUGUCAGUAGACCCACAGACAAACAUGGAUAAACUUGACAUAGUAUUCUAUAGAUCUGAAAUAUGUAGCUGGUACUACUUUUUAACAAAGUAUAUUUUUAAAAAGUGUUAGAUAGGCUUACUUCUGCCAUUAACAAUAGGCUGGACCUAAGUACACAACUGACUGGAAGUAUACUGGAACCAUACAGCAAACCUCUGAUGAUGAUGAGCUGUUGCUUUCUCUCACCACAUUGCCUUAUUUUAAACAAUGUAUUUACAUGCAUACGAGUGCCAUUGGGUUUAUUGGCAAACAUAUAGGCCUAUAUAUAUUUUCAAAUCUCAGUUGUUGAAACAGCACAUGGAAAAUAAGCUUUAAGACAAUGUUUUGAACUAAAACUGCCUUACCGUCUCAGGCUUGAACUAGGAAUUUCAUUUGUGCAUUGUUUUCGAGAUUGUAAAUCAGGGUCUAUAACUAUGCUUUAACAUGUCUUAUCCAAACUGUUUUUUUUAAAUCAUUCCAGACAGUCUCAAAUGUUUUAUGUGACAAGGGACAAAGUGAAUUGUGCAAAAAAAAAAAAUCAUAAGAUUUUGUAUGUGAAGCCUUUUCGACUUGUACAUAAUUUAUACAAUGUAUAUAGUGUAUUUUAUGUACAUAAUAAACUUGAUUGAAAUAUA
Molecule: messenger RNA, 2378 nt
Organism: Engraulis encrasicolus (European anchovy)
Lineage: Eukaryota; Metazoa; Chordata; Actinopteri; Clupeiformes; Engraulidae
Gene: klf2a
Product: Kruppel like factor 2a
Exons: 3
Coding region: 371-1582 (403 amino acids)
Biological process (GO): regulation of transcription by RNA polymerase II
Molecular function (GO): DNA-binding transcription factor activity, RNA polymerase II-specific; RNA polymerase II cis-regulatory region sequence-specific DNA binding
Source: RefSeq, a predicted model, not a curated record